Messenger RNA from Merops nubicus (carmine bee-eater), 2253 nucleotides. It is a transcript of the gene FAM161A, whose product is annotated as family with sequence similarity 161, member A. Bases 22 to 2253 code for a protein of 743 amino acids. NCBI's taxonomy places the organism in Eukaryota, Metazoa, Chordata, Aves, Coraciiformes, Meropidae. The transcript is spliced from 6 exons. Gene Ontology annotation, biological process: cilium organization. The record is from RefSeq and is a predicted model, not a curated record. Gene Ontology annotation, cellular component: photoreceptor connecting cilium; ciliary basal body; cilium.
AAGUGGAUAGACUUUUCCAAAAUGUGCAAUUCAAACCAGGAAUAUUACUUGAAGCUAGAAGAGCUGAAGAAUGCUCACUUGGAGACCAUGGCAAAAUUAGAAAGCAUGUAUCGGAAUAAACUGUAUUUAAAAGGAGUGCAACCCCUAGAGGAAAAGAAAAAUGUUCCUUCUGCGUGUUGCAGGCCAACCUGGCAGAAGAGCUCAUAUCAGCCUCUAAAUUUGCACAAAUCCUUUUCAGACUCUGACUUAAGUGAUCUCUUAGGGUCAAGUGUUUCUGAUGGGUCUGAUGGAGAAUUAGCAUUGGAAGAAAGCAGUAGUGAAACUGGAUCAUCUGCAUUUGCUAAGCAACGGAUUGAAAAAAUGUGGGAUGGGUUUUCUGUGGAGGACUAUGUCCCCCGCACCAAACACAGCCUGCCAAGCUCCCCAGUCUUCAGAAUGAUACGGAAGAAACAGAAAGCAUGGUCACCAAAAGUUACUGUGCCCAAACCUUUCCAGAUGACCAUCAGAGAAGCGAGAAAAAAAGAACAGAACCUCAAAUCAAAGUCACAGAUUGAAAUGGAAAAUAACUUAUUGAAAAAGCAACUAGAGGAAGAAGCAGAGUGUCAGAAAAAAUUCCGAGCCAACCCAGUGCCUGCUGCUAUCUUCCUUCCUCUCUACCAUGACAUUGUGCAACGAAAUGAGGAGCGCAGGAGGUCUGUGAGAGAGAGAAGCAAACUCAAGCUCUUGGCUUCUCAGAAGCCAUUUAAAUUCCUUGAACGCGAGAAGCAAAGGAGCGAAAUGAGGAAAAUGCAACUGAGAGACCUUUCCUCACCUGAAAAAAAACCCAAACUGUUCAAAGCCAAACCAGUUCCUAAAGGUAUUUAUAGUCCAGCUGUUAAUGACAGGCUACAGGAGGAAGAGCUCUACAGAGAAAUCAGGAUCAGAAUGAGAGCAGAAGAGCUGCUACGUAAUGCGUCUCUACCCAGCAGCAGACUGGCUUUAACAAACACCAAUACAAAGAAACACAAGUGCACGGACCCAAAAGAAACAGAACAGAAGCCCAAGAUCAGAUCAAGUGUUCCAGAUUUUGAACUGCUACACCAGAAGUUUCAGAAACGGCUCUUGCAACAAAAGCAAGUGAAACACCUGACAGUCUGUGAACCUUUUGAUCUUCGUACUCCCUAUAUUCCUUCAAACAAGGGGAAGAUUUUGAAGGACAUUCAAAAGGAUGAAGAAAAGUUGAAAGAAACACGCUGGCCAUAUACCUCUCCAAGGUGUAACCCUCAGAUGAGACAUUUGAAUUCACACCUCGCAGGAUUUGGGGAACCUAAAUCACCAAAAAGCACAGAAUCCACCCGACGGCGGCUACAAGCCAUAAGGAAUUCACUUGAGGAAAAGAGAAAGCUGGAAGAACAACAAAAACGGAACAGAACAAAGCAGAAACAAAGAAUGAAAAAAUUCCAGAAAAUUGUCACAGCUCGGGCUGAGGCCAAUGACCCACAUCAGAGCCUAGCUCAGAUGUCUAAAUCCAAAUUAAAAACAUUCAGGAAUUAUGACAAGCAGAGAAUGCAAGAAUAUUUGCAAGAGUUGCAAGAAAUGGAAGAAAGAGUAAAACAGAGACCAUUGCUUUUUGAAAGAGUUGCUCAGAAAAAUGCCAGAAUAGCUGCAGAAAAGCAUUAUUCUAACAGACUGAGAGCACUGGGGAUAUGCCCAGAGUUUGUUGCAAAGAAAGGACAAGCAACUAAAUUGCUACAAUGCUCCAGUGCUGAAGAUUUUAGUGACUCCACUGAUGCCAGAGAAAGAGUCAUCAGGGAGAAGGUGAAAGAAAGGGAAUCCUUUGAGGAAGCAGCUGACAGCAGUCUUCCAUCUGAGCAGUCCUGUGAGGAAGAGGAGGAGAGAGGGGAGAGAAAAGGUGUCAAAAGCUCCACCCAGGAUGGCCAGUCUGGUGAGCUGGAGGAUGAGGAAGAGGCAAGAGCCAGCCCUCGUGCUCAUCAGCCUUGCCAUGCAGGUGAGGCUGGCUCCAGCCCUGCCUCUGACCAGCAUGGUGAAGAGGAAGAGGAGGAGGAAGAGGAAGCAAAGGCAGGCCUGUCACCUGCUCAUUCCCAGGCAGAGGAGGAGGAGCAGUCAAGACCCAGCUCUCGGUCUGACCAGGCCCAUGAGCGUGAAGAGGAAGGUCAGUCUGACCCUGAAGCUGAGGGUGCCUACAGAUAUGAGGAUGAGGAGUAUGAAAGUGAUGACUCAGAAGAGAAAUCCAGCAGUGAUGAAGCUGACUGA